GAGCACAAAGAUAUAGUGAGAUACCAUUACUCAGCACAUAGGCAACGGUGUCAGCACACCAGCUGCCUAAUGCUUGGGACAGCUUUUGCAGGCUACCUGGUGUGUUCUUGUUUUAAUGUUGGCUGGUUCAUGUAAAUGUCAUCAGCUUUCAGCCAUUGAAGAAAAUGUGGGAUGGGCUAACCUAAAAAAAAACGUAUCCUGGCCUGUACAGGCUGUAUGGUAUUUAGGGGAUAAGAACUUAUUCAGCUCUUCUACAGGUGAAAGGAUUGUAGAAAACCUGGCAGUUUCUGUCCUGAGUGGGGACAGCUUUAACCUGCUGGGGUGAAAGUGGGGCACAGCCCAGGGGCUCGUGUUCCAUGUGUGGUGCUGUAGCUGUGGUUGCUAUGGGGAGGGAGUGUCUUGUUAAUCCCCAGCCCAGCUAAUCUUCCAUAGCUAAUUGACAAUUGAAUACAUUUCAUUUAUUGUAAAGUCUGGGCUUUCUGGACACUCAUUACCAAGUAUAACUCCACAGUCAUCAACUGAGUUCUGCACUAGAAGCAAAAUCAUCUACUGCAGAAUGAAGGGAAGACAUGUCUGAUCUGCUGCCUGUCUUGUUUUGCUGGUAUAUCUAUGCUCCCAGCAUUACUCUUGCCUGGGUUUGCUUAUCUGUGACCUCCAGAGGCCUUGCAGCAGAUAGGAUGCUGUGCUAGACCUGCCAAAUCUCUGCUCACAUCUGUGUAUUCCAAACAGCCUGCUUGGGGGGGCAUUUCAGUGGCACACAUUGCAGACAGGAGCUGAUGCAGCAGAUCUGUCUCCUCCAAGGCAAUGCUUCAGGGCAGGCUGUGUUUCAGGGGUGAUCAGCAGGGAGAAGGAAUAAGCCUGUGAACAACAGACCCUGUCCCAGGACUCCUGGUGGGAUGUACCACAUCUGAAGGAUCAGAGUUCUGAUGACUAAUGAGAAGAGGUUUAAAUAUGUUGUGGGAUGGAGCUUCUGUCAUAUAAAAUUCAUGGUGCUGGCAGGCCAUUCUUAAUAAAUAAUUACCCUCUCCGAGGAAGACACAUCUUCAUUUCAUGCUUGUAAAAAAACAGAAGGGAAAAAGGGAUAUUUAAAGAAUAAGUCUGAUGUGAUUUUGAACUUGCUCUCCCAGCAGCUUUGUACUGGAAUGACACAUGAACGUUCCCAUGAGGAAAGGUAGAGUGAGGGGAAUAUUACUUUGGUGAGAGGAGGAGACAACUGGUGUUUUCUAUUUAGCAGGAAUAGAGGAGUUGCAUUUCUCACCUCUGCAACACCUUCAGCUUCUGGGAUGGCUCUGUGAUCUUCAGAGACAUGAUCUGAGAUGUGAUCUUCAGAGACAUCAUGCACAGUGCUGGUGGGAUACAGAGCAGGACUGCACAGCUCUCCUGUUACAGCACAGCUGACAACUCAGCUCCCACUGCACCUUUCCUUCUGCUUUUUGUUGGCCUGUGACUAUUGUCCUGCACACAUUAGUACUUCUUCUGUUACUAAGAACAGACUGUUUUCCUUUGGGCUACUCAUAACUUCCAUGGGUGUUGUGAAUACUGAAAUUUCUAAGAUACUCAUGAAAGUGCUAUGUACCUUGAGCUAGUAAAACAUGAUUAUGCAGCCCUUCCUUUGUAACAUGAGUUCUUCCUCUUAAGGGAAGCCAGAUAAAUGAAGAAGAAGCUAUUGUUUGUUGUUGUUGCAAAGGCCUCUUGAGCUAAAUGGGACUUUGGCACUAACCACCAACUGCGUAAUUUCAGGAGUGUGACUGAAAUGGCUGGAAAUCUGUUUUUGCUGCUAAUGAGUACAGUGAAUAAUUGUUGUUUUCAGUUCUUUUUUAGGGCAAGAUAAUAAGAUAGAGAAUGCAUGUGUCAGUGACUGAUUAAGUAUAUGUGGAUUAACUGAUUCCCCCCAAAAUACAGUUGCAGAAAAUUCAGUGCAGCAUCACAUGUGAGCUAUUGCAGGUUAUGGGUAGCCGAAGUCAUCUCUAUGUGAGUAUUACAAGAGGGAUGGAAAAAAAAUUGGAAAAUUUGGGGUGUAAGAAGUUGUCUUCAUAAUGUUUGUCCCAAACCAGUGGUUUUCCUGGGAGCAAUAUUAGAAACAUGUGGCAUAUCAAUGUUAGAUGAUGGGGUAGUGAAGCACGGCUAAGCCUCCAGCCAACUUGUAUCAACCAGGCCAUUCCAGCUUUCAGAAUAUGCCCCAUGUUCUUAAAACACCCCUGAGCAUCCCUGAGUGUCAUUAUUCCUCUCUGUGUCUUAGACUCAGAGUUGAGUUCCCAUGCUAUGCUGUGUGUAACAGGGCCUGUCCUUUCCCUGUUCAUUUGUGCUGCUUCUGUUUGCAGGAGAACCUGCUGUUACCUGCCAUGCAUGGAAGAUGUAGUUUGUGUAACUCCAUCUGCAGGCUGUACCUGGUGCUCUGUGGCAGCAUGGUCUUGCUGGAAAAAGAAAUGUUAUUUAGACUUUAGAAGGUACCUGGAUGGUACCAGCUGUUACCUGAGGGAGGCAGGAUGCUUGGGAUGGGAGCUUCAGGCUUGAGAUCAAUUUCGAAGCACAGAUGAAAGAGAAGAUUGUCCCCAUGCUUUCUUCCUCUCAGCAGCACAUUCUGAUGCUCCUUGUGCAGCUUUGAAACCAAGAAGCAGAGGUGUUUCCCAGCUGUGCAGAAGCUCUGGGCUGGUGGUGGUGUUCUGGGGAGGUUGGCAAUGAGGAUGCUAUGUGGAACUUCCCUCCUGCUGAGGUGACUCACCCUAGCAAGCAACCUUUGCUGGUUCCAUUGCACAAUCUGCAGCCCAUCAUGGCCAUGAGCCAUCAGCCAUACAGCUGACCCCAUACCUCACAGAUCACAUACAUCUGUUUUUUUUUCAUGUGAGUGGAAAGUCAGAAAACCCUUGGGCCUGGAGAUGGGUUCCUGACAUUCUUUGUUGUGGUUAAUUUCUGGAAAUUCAGACUGUGGUUCAUCUGUUCUGACGUAUGCGUGUCAGUGCCUGAGCUACUCAUUCUUAAUUCCUUCUGCUGCUGAUGAAGAGAAUGAGGCAGUGCUGGUGUGCUGCUUGACUGGCCUGUUUUAGAUAUCUGCAUUCAUUUGAGAGGAAGGACACUGCCUAUUCCUGUGUAAUUUUUCUGCUUAUAGAAGCAAUUUGGAUUAUCCACAGAGAUGUAAAUUUCUUCACACUGGCCAUGCAGUUAGUGGAAGGACUCACCUCCUCAGAACUUGAAUAGUCUGAUGACUUAUGCACUGGGCAAAAACUCUGGAUUCCCCAGACAAGACAGGUGAAAGCCAGGCAAGUAGAGAUCUGGACACAGAAGGUCCUGGCUGUAGGGGCCCUGUCCCCUGGCUUUUGUCUGAUGGAUAUCUGUCAGGGUUGUGACCACUAACCUGCUAAAUGAAAAGCUGGUGCAAGAUUUUGGAUUUGACUUGUUUUGUUUGUGCCCAGGAGCUGGACAGAAAGCACUUGAAUCAGCUUGGAUCAUGCAGAAGAGAAAGCAUUCCUGGGCAGCCUUUGUGGGAGGAGGCAACAAGAAGGGGGAGAAAAUGGCUGGGGAAAAUGCAAGAAUACUGCCCAAGGCCACACAGGAGGAGAGAAAGAAGCAGGAGGCAAAAAGGAAAGGGAAAUUGAAAACUUUGGCAGGCAAAUUGCUGAAGACUGUGGUUGGUGGGAAGGAAAUGGUGGAGAAGGCUGGUGCUGAGGAUGUGGCAGGGAAUUUGCUGAAGAGGCCAAGCAGUAGGAAAGGAGUGGAGAGAGGGACGCCUGCAGAGGAAAUCAUCUGCAGAUUUAUUGAGCAAGGAAAAUUUUUGGAAGCUUGUGAUCAAAUUCAUAAUCUGGAGCAUUCUGGAAAUGAUGGUUUGAGAAAGUCUGAAUCACUUUAUGUGCUGCUGGCUGAACGAAUGUGGACUGUAGUGGGAGAAGCACUCAGUGGAAGUGAUAGGAUGCUCCUGGAGCCAUUGCAGUCAGUGGGGGAAUCACUGAAGUGGGAGAAGCAGAAGGAAGCAGAGCGGCUUGGCAACGGCCUAGAGACAGAUCCUGUUUCCACCUGGAGCCCAAACUUCUGGAGAAAAGAUCUGGAGGAAAAGCUAAUUCAGUACAUGACAGCCCAGAUUCCCCCGUUUGCUUCCUCUAGUGACACAGAUGAGACUGCACUAAACCAGCACCUGAGUCAGCUGGAAACGAAGUUUCUCCCCAGCCUGGAGCACAGCAGUGAUGUCUUCAGGGAUGCAGGACUGCUCGUCACCUACGCCCGCUGCUGUCACGCCUCUUUGUGUUCUCACCUUGCCACACUUACUGACAGUAACUGUUUCAGCUUCAGCCAAAGCCUUUUAAUUUAUGGAUGGAGCAUUAAAAUGUACAAAAGAGGCAGCCAGGCAUGUGUGAGACCCGAGCACAGCCUUUCCCUUGGUGCACAGUGCCUCGUGUGGAUUCUUUUGAAGACUGAGGAAAAGUUACUUGCAACUGCACGGAAGGAAGUGGGGAAAGCGCUGAAAGGAGCCUUUGAUCUUGGGAAACCCCCUUGUGCAGACGCUGCAGUCAUUGAGAUACUAACAGAGAAAACAGAGGCUGCCAGGCGAGUCAGUGAGAGCCUCAGUGAGAAGGUGGAAGCUGAGUGCCUGGAGGAGUGCCUGAGGUUCCUGGAGAGCUAUGAAGAUGAAGUAAGAAGUUUUCUCCAGCUUGAUGGCUGCCCGCAGAUCUGCAGCAGCUUACGAAUCCUGGAGAAUUGCUGCCUUCUCAGAACUGUCUGGCAUAAGCUAACAUACAUUUGCAGUGUCAGCACUGAUCAGAAUGUUAAGGUAAAUGGAUUUCUACACAGGAUGGAAGAUGACAUUAUGGAGCAUUUUCUGCAGACCAUCACUUCUAAACUCAAGGGAACACUGAAGGACCACUUCAAAAAGUGUGACAGUGGUUUUGACCACAUCCUUGAGUCCUUAAAGCAAAACUUUUUGACCUUUGGGAAGAAAAACACAGAUACCUAUGAGGUCCUCGUCAAGGCUGUCAAUGCCAUCAUUAUUACAGAAUACAUGCAGGCCCUCCUGACCACUCCCAGGAAAACAUCUGCUAUGCAGAGGAGGAGGAUUGUCAACAAGAUAGAAGAAGAUCAUAGGAUGAUGCAAACCAUCUUUAAAGAGUGCUUAGGUCCUGCAGCUGGUUCUCUCAAGGAUCCCAUAAAAGCAAUUUUAGAACUUGUUCAAACUUCUGAUCCUGAGGGGAUGAAAAUAGCACUUCUGCCCAUACUAAAAGAAUUUCCUGACCUCAGGAAGGAACAUCUGAGUGCAGUGCUGGAUAUCAAAGAUUCGCUCAGCCGAGAAGACAGAGCUGCUCUCUUGAAGGCAUUUCAUGAUAAUUGCAGUGACUCAGAAACAGAAACAAACUUGCUUUUUGCAGAUAUAGAAGUAAAACCUAGAAAAUAUGGACUCUGUGGCUGUCUCUGCUGUUAGCAAAGGCCUGCUUGGAGAAACAUGAGUCCUUGCUUUCUGUGCCAGUGUCUGCAACCACAGCUCCUUGAAAGCUUCAUAUGCAGCUGGAUGCAUGGAGAAGCCUGUCAGCCAUGGAAGACAAAAUUUCUGCACUUUUUAAGGAAAACCAUGAGGCUCAAGUCAUAAUCUUAUAUGUAAAGUCAGGAGGAAGAUGAAUGGGAUAUGGUCAAAAGACAUUUCUUCAAAAUUUCCUAGAGAUUGCCAUUUGGCUGAGUCCUGGUGGUUAUUUCCAGGAUGUGGCAAGUGUGGGGGAGGGUUUCUCCUCACUGAAUUCCUCUCUGUUUCUGCCCCUUGUUCCAUGAAAUCUCCAAUGAAACCAGGGACUGCUGCACCACACAGUGUACCAGCAUUGUAACCUCCCGAGGGAUCCAAGACCUCUGUUAGGGAAUAUUGCCUGGCUGAUUGUGCUGGCAAUGCCUGCAGGUCUGGGCACCUCAGUUUACUCCCCAAAGCCUGACCUGCACCAGGAGGGUGCAGACUGAGCUGCCUCUUCCCUCUCUCAGGAAGGCUGUGACAUGCUUUGGGGGCAGCCUGCCAUGGUGAGGUGUGGGAUAGGGAGCCCUUCCUGUAUGAGUUUUACAGCUGCCUCUGGAGCAUAGUCUUGCAUUAAUUUUUAUAUCACAGUUACUGGAAAUUUCCUCUUGGAGAGGGAGGGGAAUACCUCAUGACAAGCAGGCAGUAAAAGGAGGCAUUUGUCUCAGCCUCUGGGCAAGGUCUUUGCUAGUUUUCAGAUGUAAAUAGGAAGUUCUGAAGGAAAAACAUUGAUUUUUCUUCCUGGUUAUCUAUGGACUGGUCACAGGCCCUAAGCAGGAUGUGCUUCAAAGCCCUCUUUUGCUAUUGUGUGAAUAUAGGCCAUUACUGCUCCUCUUUGACGCCAUCACCAAAAAACUCUACCUCAGAUGUGCCAUUGCUUUUCUGAGCAACCAUUCCCCCUCAAGUCUGCUACCCUAACAAGAAGAGGGAAAAUUUGUGCAUAACCUGUCAAUGUGUGUAGCAGCAGACAUGCCAUACCCUGAUACCCUGAGAAGUGCAGGCCCAUCUGGGUGCUGUGACAUUCUGCAGUGCUGUGCCAUCACCCCAGGGACACAGGUGCCCCAUCCCAGAGCCCUCAGUGCAGAUAGGCUCCUGUGAGCUGGAAAGGAGCAGGUUUGUAAUUGUCAUUAGCUUUGUUCCUGAUGCAGUGCUGAGCAUGAGGUGAGUGUCAGAGGAGAAGGAAGAAACACCAUCUCCAGGGAGUCCUCUGUGUGCUUUCAGGGCACCAGGAGACCUUGGCACUGUUACACUUCGUCCCUCUUGUCACUGAAGGGUGGUGAGAGCAUCCCAUGGCCUGCCUGCCCUUCCUGACUGCCUGGCUGUUCAAAAGGCCAGUGCUGGUGUCCCUAAUGUUUCAUAGCUGUCCAUUGUCGCUUCAGUGAGACCUUCCCUGGGAUGUUGGAAGGCUGGGGAAUCUGGGGGAGCUGCAGCCUGUCUGGGUGGGCAUGGGUUGGGCUGUGGAGCUGGUGAGCACCUGCCUUCUGAAGGCUGUCAGCCCUUCCAGGCACUCUGGGCCAGUCACUCUCCCCUCCUGCUGAAUUGCACAUUUUUUCAAGGAUGGGAUGGAAUGUCAGACCUGGCUGACAGACCCUAUUGUAAUGGCAGGGUCAGGGUCAGCCUCUGCCAAUGGGGAUUUCAAGCAACAAGCCUUCCAGAGGAAAGAAAUAAAACCCUCUCUGACAUUUCCAUCACUGUUGGGCUAAAAAUAAUCCUUCAGCAUGUGGACAGCUCUAGCCAUGCACAUGUCGAUGUCGAUGUGUAUCUGUGCUGUUUGACAUCUGCAGCCAGACAAGGGUGUGUUCUGCUUGGAAUCAGCAGCUGGGAGCCCUGAGGGGCACCAGGCUUGCCAUUGCUGUGUGCAGAUCAAUGAGGUUUUGUAGCAGCAAGUUUUUGCACCAUGUGUGAAACAUCCACUCAUGGAGAGACCAAAUAAAGACUUGAGCUUGUC
This is a messenger RNA of Pyrgilauda ruficollis (rufous-necked snowfinch), 7424 nucleotides long. Its product is annotated as exocyst complex component 3-like protein 2. Bases 3446 to 5404 code for a protein of 652 amino acids. The transcript has 15 exons. The record is from RefSeq and is a predicted model, not a curated record. Gene Ontology annotation, biological process: exocytosis; exocyst localization. Gene Ontology annotation, molecular function: SNARE binding. NCBI's taxonomy places the organism in Eukaryota, Metazoa, Chordata, Aves, Passeriformes, Passeridae. Gene Ontology annotation, cellular component: exocyst.